Molecule: messenger RNA, 1715 nt
Organism: Aspergillus heteromorphus CBS 117.55
Lineage: Eukaryota; Fungi; Ascomycota; Eurotiomycetes; Eurotiales; Aspergillaceae
Gene: gatA
Product: 4-aminobutyrate transaminase gatA
Exons: 4
Coding region: 7-1503 (498 amino acids)
Biological process (GO): GABA catabolic process
Cellular component (GO): mitochondrion
Molecular function (GO): pyridoxal phosphate binding
Source: RefSeq, a predicted model, not a curated record
CUCACAAUGGCAGCCCUCUUCCGCUCCAGCCUCAGACUGCGUCCGGCGACGCGCCUGUCCGCCGUCCGCACCCUCACCACCACGCCGCACCUGCGCGCUGCGGAGAAGCCGUACUUCCCCAAUGAGCCGUCUGCGCCCAAACUGGCCACCGCCAUCCCCGGCCCCAACAACAAGGCCGCCGCUGAGAAGUUGGACAAGGUCUUUGAUGUUCGCAGCUUGAACAUGCUGACCGACUACUACAAGUCGACAGGCAACUACAUUGCCGACCUGGAUGGAAACGUGCUCCUGGAUGUCUAUGCCCAGAUUGCCUCUAUCCCUGUGGGCUACAACAACCCCCACCUCCGCAAGGUGGCCGAGUCUCCCGAGAUGAUCACCGCCCUGAUCAACAGACCGGCCCUGGGCAACUUCCCGUCUCACGACUGGGCUGAGAUCCUGAACACGGGAAUCUUGAAGGCCGCCCCCAAGGGUCUUGACCAGGUGUUCACCGCCAUGGCUGGCUCUGAUGCUAACGAGACUGCCUACAAGGCUGCCUUCAUGUACUACCGCCAGCGCGAGCGUGGUGGUCCCGAGACCGAGUUCACUGAGCAGGAACUGGAGUCCACUAUGAACAACCAGUCUCCCGGAUCGCCCCAGCUGUCUAUCAUGUCUUUCAAGUCCGCCUUCCACGGUCGUCUCUUUGGCAGUCUGUCCACCACUCGCAGCAAGCCCAUCCACAAGCUUGACAUCCCUGCCUUUGACUGGCCCCAGGCUCCUUUCCCCACCCUGAAGUACCCCCUGGAGGAACACGUCCAGGAGAAUGCCCAGGAGGAGCAGCGUUGCCUGCAGGAGACCGAGCGCCUGAUCAAGGAGUGGCACAACCCCGUCGCUGCAGUCGUGGUCGAGCCCAUCCAGUCAGAGGGUGGAGACAACCAUGCCUCCCCCGCCUUCUUCCGUGGUCUCCGGGAGAUCACCAAGCGCAACAAUGUUCUGUUCAUUGUGGAUGAGGUGCAGACUGGUGUGGGUGCUACUGGCAAGUUCUGGGCUCAUGACCACUGGAACCUCGAGACUCCUCCCGACAUGGUGACUUUCUCCAAGAAGGCCCAGACUGCCGGUUACUACUUCGGCAACCCUGCGCUCCGGCCCAACAAGCCUUACCGUCAGUUCAACACUUGGAUGGGUGACCCGGCUCGCGCCCUCAUCUUCCGCGGCAUUAUCGAGGAGAUCGAGCGUCUGAACCUGGUUGAGAACACUGCUGCUACGGGUGACUACCUCUUUGCCGGCCUGGAGCGUCUUGCGAAGCAGUACCCCGGCCACAUCCAGAACCUCCGUGGUAAGGGCCAGGGAACCUUCAUUGCCUGGGACACCCCCAAGCGCGACGAGUUCCUGGGUAAGGCUAAGGGCGUCGGUGUCAACAUUGGAGGAAGCGGCGCGAGCGCUAUUCGCCUGAGGCCCAUGUUGAUCUUCCAGAAGCACCAUGCUGAUAUUCUCCUGGAGAGCGUCGAGAAGAUCAUCCAGCAGCUGUAGAACAGCUUUCUGGUUUUGAAUCUCUUCUUGUGAACUAGUCCUUUUGAUUACGUGCGGCGUUUGAUGGUAUUUUGGGCGGGCGACUUUUGAUGAUGUCUUUUUAGCCGAAGUCAGUGGCAUUUUCUUUUACUAUGAGUUAUGGGUUAGAUGUUCUGUCAUGUAUUGAGCAAAAAGCAAGUGCCGUACAGGGUAAUGUUGAUGCAUGUCUCCGA